Chenopodium quinoa (quinoa) is the source of this 516-nucleotide messenger RNA. Its product is annotated as zinc finger BED domain-containing protein RICESLEEPER 3-like. The coding region runs from base 1 to 516 and encodes 171 amino acids. The record is from RefSeq and is a predicted model, not a curated record. Lineage: Eukaryota; Viridiplantae; Streptophyta; Magnoliopsida; Caryophyllales; Amaranthaceae. The transcript is spliced from 3 exons. Gene Ontology annotation, molecular function: DNA binding.
AUGUGUGAUUUUCUUGAACCCUUUUAUGACAUUACUAAUUUGUUUUCCGGUUCUGAAUAUCCCACCUCCAAUCUUUAUGUUGCCAACAUUUGUAGAAUUGAGUCACUAUUAGUGGCUGCUUCUAAAGGGGAUGAUCCAAAACUCAAAGAAAUGACAGAUCUUAUGCGUUGCAAGUUUGAUAAAUAUUGGUCUGAUUACUCUGUGCUAUUAUCUUUUGCUGCAAUUCUUGAUCCUCGGUUUAAGUUGAAAUUUUUUGAGACAUCUUUUCAAGGAUUUGAUCCUCUUCCUACUUAUUCUUCCCAAGGUAGUUCAAAUUCAGAUGCAUAUCAUCCACGCAAGACUAGUAGAGUUUAUGCGAAUUUUAUCGCUGAUGUUGCUAGUGGUGACAUGGGUAAAUCUGAAUUAGAAUUAUACUUAGAAUUGCCUUUAAAACCUUGUAAUGUUGAUGAGGAAUUCGAUAUUUUGGGCUAUUGGAAGGAGCAAUCAACAACUUCCAAGUCUUUGUCGUAUAGCUAA